Messenger RNA from Cylicocyclus nassatus, 991 nucleotides. The record is from the annotation of a GenBank genome assembly. NCBI's taxonomy places the organism in Eukaryota, Metazoa, Nematoda, Chromadorea, Rhabditida, Strongylidae.
AUGCAUGGUUGCCAUUGCAUCGGUACCUUGUUCAUCGCUAUAGUAACCUGUCAAUACGAAGUACUUUACGGUGUUCAUCUCUCUUCUCUCAUCUUUGAUACAUCCAUGGUGGCAUCGGUCACAGCAACGGCAAGGUUGAAGAAAGAUUAUGCGAAAUUAUUGAAAGAGCCGGUGCCAUUUGUUCGCGCGGCACCCUUGCAGGAGAACAUUCUUGAAUGGCAUUACAUCAUAUAUGGAGCGCCGAACACUCCAUACGAAGGAGGUGUUUAUCAUGGCAAACUGGUGUUCCCAAAUGACUUUCCCUUCAAACCUCCUUCUAUUUAUAUGAUUACACCUAGUGGACGGUUUCAAGUGAAUACUAGACUUUGCUUGUCAAUUUCUGAUUUCCAUCCUGACACUUGGAAUCCUGCAUGGACGGUUUCCACGAUUAUCACUGGUCUAUUAUCAUUCAUGAAUGACACAGCUCCUACAUUGGGAAGUAUCACAUCAUCAGAUGCAGAGAAGAGAAUACUCGCUCGACGUAGUAAAACAUUUAACCUGAAGGAUCGAGUGUUUUGCGAUUUGUUCCCUGAUGUAGUCGAGGACAUCAAGAAAGACCUAAGCGAAACCAGCACAGCGGAAGAAGCAACUUUGAGAGAAGAGGAGGAACGUUUGCGAAGUGCCGCCGAGCCGUCAUCUGGCCUUUCGUCGCUCAUGUCGAAUCUAAUUGUGAUUGCAGGCGUCGUGUCAUUCUCUCAUUUUCAUGCCGAAUGUACGGUUUCACAGAUGCCUCAGAAUGUGAAAUUAGUUGUAAUAUAUCCUGAAGCUGAUAUGUUCUCUCCGUUAAUCCAGAAAACAUGUGCUUGGUUCUACUGAAGAGAAAGCGAUCCUUCUUACUAAUGUCUGCACUCAUCGACUGGUGUCUUUUCUCUGUAGGCAGAGCGAUUAUAUUGUACUGAAACAAAGUUAUGCGAAUAUGAUAGUGAAUAAACAUUUUUCCUUUAUCUCUGAG